This is a messenger RNA of Trichosporon asahii var. asahii CBS 2479, 4644 nucleotides long. RefSeq names its product ATP-binding cassette (ABC) transporter, Pdr11p. Gene Ontology annotation, biological process: transmembrane transport. Bases 1 to 4644 code for a protein of 1547 amino acids. The record is from RefSeq and is a predicted model, not a curated record. Gene Ontology annotation, cellular component: membrane. Gene Ontology annotation, molecular function: ATP binding; ABC-type transporter activity; ATP hydrolysis activity. Lineage: Eukaryota; Fungi; Basidiomycota; Tremellomycetes; Trichosporonales; Trichosporonaceae. The transcript is spliced from 3 exons.
AUGGUCUCCACUGAUCCGGCCAUGGAGGCUGGUCUCGCGGAGGGAGGUGCUGCCGAGUACCUCGACCGCGACUACCGCAUCGCCGAGGACGAAAUCCUGAGCGAGUCGGGAAACACGACGCCCGACGGACAGGACACCGGAGUUCCCGAGUAUGACGCUCACGCUGAGAAGAUCACUCGUGGACCCGAAGUCUACCAUGACGCUAGCGGCGUUCCGCAGUCUUCUGUGUCCGUUCUCGGCCCUCUUAACGACAGCGGCCGUCGCGUGUCCGUUAGCCGCGGUAAGCAGGAAUUCGCUGCUCUGGAGCGCAAGUACUCCACCCUCUCGCAGCAGUCCUCCGACCACGGCCUUCAGCGCACUGUCACCGGGCGCUCUAUCGCCUCGGUUCGCUCCGCUUUCGGCGCUAAGCCCCAGCGCACCACCACCCGCCAGUCCGCCGUUACCGAUGGCACUGCCAACGCUAGCGGUGACGCCGAGAAGGGCCAGGCCGGCGAGGAUGACUUCAACCUCGCCGACGAGCUCCGUGCCGGCCGCCGCAAGCAGGACGACUCGCUGAUCCACCACAAGAACGUUGGUGUCGUGUGGGAGGAUCUCGAGGUCGUCGGCGCGGGCGGUAUGAAGAUGCACAUUCGUAACUUCUCCAACGCCAUCAUGGAGCAGUUCAUGAUGCCCGUCAUCAAGGUCAUGGGCCUCGUUGGCUACAACCCCUUCGCUCCCAAGCCCAAGACGAUCCUCUUCCCCUCGUCUGGUGUCCUCAAGCCCGGAGAGAUGUGUCUCGUCCUCGGUCGCCCCGGUGCUGGUUGCUCCACCUUCCUCAAGGCCAUCGCCAACCAGCGCGAGGGUUUCCUUGAGGUUAACGGCGACGUCGAGUACGCCGGUAUCCCUGCCAAGGAGAUGCACAAGAAGUACGGUGGUGAAACCCUCUACAACCAGGAGGAUGACGACCACCUUCCGACCCUGACUGUUGCCCAGACGAUCCGCUUCGCUCUCGAGCUCAAGACGCCCAAGAAGAAGAUUGAUGGCGUCACCAACAAGCAGUACCGCGAGGACCUGCUGAACCUGCUCCUCACCAUGUUCAACAUGAAGCACACCGCCAACACGAUCGUCGGUAACGCGUUCGUCCGUGGUGUUUCUGGAGGAGAGCGCAAGCGUGUCUCCGUCAUGGAGCAGAUGUGUUCCAACUGUGCCCUGUCGUCGUGGGACAACUCGACUCGUGGUCUUGACGCUUCCACUGCGCUCGACUAUGCCAAGUCGCUCCGUCUCCUGACUGACAUCAUGAACCAGACCACUUUUGUCUCGCUCUACCAGGCCGGUGAGGGUAUCUACCAGCAGUUCGACAAGGUCCUGCUCCUUGACGAGGGCCACGUCGUCUACUUUGGUCCUGCCAAGAUCGCCCGUCAGUACAUGGUUGGUCUCGGCUACGCCGACCUGCCCCGUCAGACCACCGCCGACUACCUCUCUGGCUGCACGGACCCCAACGAGCGUCGCUUCCAGGACGGCCGCAGCGCCGAGAACGUCCCCUCCACGCCCCAGGCGAUGGAGGAGGCCUACCGCAACUCGGACGUGUACCGCAUGAUGAUCGCCGAGAAGGACGAGUACAAGACCAAGAUGCAGCAGGACGAGCGCGACCGCGAGGAGUUCCGCAACGCCGUCCGCGACGCCAAGCACCGUGGUGUCGGCAAGAACUCGCCCUACACUGUAUCCCUCCUGUCGCAGAUCCUGGCGCUUACCAAGCGCCAGACGAUCCUCAAGUUCCAGGACAAGUUCGGCAUCUACACCGGUUACGCUACCUCGAUCAUCAUCGCCCUCAUCGUUGGUUCCGUCUACUUCCGUCUCCCCACCUCGGCUUCCGGCGCGUUCACCCGCGGCGGUCUUAUCUUCUUGGGUCUUCUGUUCAACGCUCUUACCUCGUUCUCCGAGCUGCCCGGCCAGAUGCAGGGUCGUCCUAUCCUCUUCCGUCAGGUCGGCUACCGCUUCUACCGUCCCGCUGCCUACGCCGUUGGUGCCGUCGCGGCCGAUGUUCCGUUCAACGCCUCGAACAUCUUCUUCUUCGUCAUCAUUCUCUACUUCAUGGGUGGUCUUUACUCGAGCGGAGGAGCGUUCUGGAUGUUCUACCUCUUCGUUUUCACGACGUUUAUGGUAAUGGCUGGAUUUUUCCGCACCAUCGGUGUCGCUACCUCGGAUUACAACGUCGCCGCUCGUCUCGCGUCUGUUCUUAUCUCCUUCAUGGUCACAUAUACCGGAUAUAUGAUUCCGAUGGCCAAGAUGAAGCGCUGGCUGUUCUGGAUUUGUUACAUCAAUCCCCUGUUCUACGGCUAUGAGGCGCUGUUCGCGAACGAGUUCAGCCGUAUCACCCUCGACUGCGACGCCGCGUACAUCAUCCCGACCAACAUCCCGCAGGCCGGUAUCACCAAGUACCCCGAUGGCGUUGGUCCCAACCAGAUGUGUUCGCUCCCCGGAUCGCAUCCCGGCUCUGGCGUUGUCACCGGCACUGACUACAUGCACGCCGCCUUCCAGUACUCCAAGUCCCACAUCUGGCGCAACUACGGUGUCCUUAUCGGCUGGUUCUGCUUCUACAUGUUCCUGCAGGCCUUCUUCAUGGAGACGCUCAAGAUGGGUGCCUCGCACAUGGCCAUUGUCGUCUUCAAGAAGGAGAACAAGGAGCUCAAGAAGCUGAACGCUCGCCUCGCUGAGCGCAAGGAGGCUUUCCGUGCCGGCAAGCUCGAGCAGGACCUUGGCAACCUCGCCAUGAAGCCCGUUCCCUUCACCUGGUCUGGCCUCAACUACACUGUUCCCGUCAAGGGCGGCCACCGCCAGCUCCUUAACGAUGUCUACGGUUACGUCAAGCCCGGAACCCUCACCGCUCUCAUGGGUGCCUCGGGUGCCGGUAAGACUACCCUGCUUGAUGUGCUCGCUGCUCGUAAGAACAUUGGUGUCAUUGACGGCGACAUUCUCAUGGGUGGCAAGCCCAUCGACGUCUCCUUCGCCCGUGGAUGUGCCUACGCCGAGCAGCUCGACGUGCACGAGUGGACUGCCACUGUCCGUGAGGCUCUUCGUUUCUCUGCCUACCUCCGCCAGCACGCCGAUGUUCCCAAGGAGGAGAAGGACGCCUACGUCGAGGACAUUAUCGAGCUCCUCGAGCUACAGGACAUUGCCGAUGGUAUGAUUGGUUUCCCCGGCUACGGUCUCUCUGUUGAGGCGCGCAAGCGUGUCACCAUCGGUGUCGAGCUUGCCGCCAAGCCCGACCUGCUUCUCUUCCUCGACGAGCCUACCUCCGGUCUCGACGGCCAGUCUGCCUACAACAUUGUGCGCUUCCUCAAGAAGCUCACCCAGGCCGGCCAGAAGAUUCUCUGCACGAUCCACCAGCCUAACGCUCUUCUCUUCCAGUCCUUCGACCGCCUUCUGCUGCUCCAGCGCGGCGGCGAGUGUGUCUACUUCGGCGACAUUGGCGAGGACUCCAAGGUUCUCAUCUCGUACCUCGAGCGCAACGGCGCCAAGGUGCCCGAGGACGCCAACCCUGCCGAGUUCAUGCUCGAGGCCAUUGGUGCCGGUUCGCGCAAGCGUAUCGGCGGCGACUGGCACGAGAAGUGGAAGAACUCGCCCGAGUUUGCCGAGACCAAGGAGGAGAUUGCCCGCCUGAACGCCGACGCCCUCGCCAACCCGCUCCCCGACGAGGGCAAGCCGAAGGAGUACGCUACUUCGUUCAUGACUCAGCUCAAGGUUGUCGGCCACCGCACCAACACUGCCCUCUGGCGCAACGCCGACUACCAGUGGACCCGUCUCUUCGCGCACAUUGCCAUCGGUAUGGUCACUCUCCUUACCUUCCUCCGCCUCGACAACUCGCUCGAGUCGCUGCAGUACCGCGUCUUCGCCAUCUUCUUCUGCACGGUUCUUCCCGCCCUCGUUCUUGCCCAGAUCGAGCCGCAGUACAUCAUGUCUCGCAUGACCUUUAACCGUGAGGCGUCGUCCAAGAUGUACUCGUCGACCGUCUUCGCCCUGACCCAGCUCAUUGCCGAGAUGCCCUACUCGGUGCUCUGUGCUGUCGCGUUCUUCCUGCUCCUCUACUACGGUGUUGGAUUCCCGACCGCCUCGAGCCGUGCCGGUUACUUCUUCCUCAUGGUCCUCCUCACCGAGGUCUACGCCGUCACGCUCGGCCAGGCCAUCGCGGCUCUGUCGCCCAGCAUUAUCGUCGCUGCGCUCUUCAACCCCUUCCUGCUUGUGCUCUUCUCCGUCUUCUGUGGUGUCACCGCCCCGCCCCCGACGCUGCCCUACUUCUGGCGUUCGUGGAUGUGGCCGCUCGACCCCUUCACGCGCAUCAUCUCCGGUCUCGUCUCGACUGGUCUCCAGGACGAGCUCGUGGUCUGCAAGGAGUCCGAGUUCAACCUGUUCCCGCCUCCCGCUGGCCAGACUUGCGCGCAGUGGGCCGGUGAGUUCGCCCAGGUUAUGGGCGCGUACAUCAACAACCCCGACGCCACCGACCAGUGCCAGUACUGCCAGUACCGCGUCGGACAGUCGUUCUUCGAGAACAUGGAGAUCUACUUCAAGUACCGCUGGCGUGACUUCGGAAUCUUCCUCUGUUAUAUAGCUUUCAACGUAAUCGUGCUCCUUCUAGCCGCCCGCUUCUUGUCGUACCGCAAGAGGUAG